Molecule: messenger RNA, 1057 nt
Organism: Amphimedon queenslandica
Lineage: Eukaryota; Metazoa; Porifera; Demospongiae; Haplosclerida; Niphatidae
Product: protein Churchill-like
Exons: 6
Coding region: 553-939 (128 amino acids)
Biological process (GO): fibroblast growth factor receptor signaling pathway; positive regulation of DNA-templated transcription; multicellular organism development
Molecular function (GO): zinc ion binding
Source: RefSeq, a predicted model, not a curated record
CAAGUGACUCCGGACCUGUCAAGCUGCCUAUUAAAUGGAUGGCAUUGGAAAGCAUUCAUGAUGGAGUAUUUUCUGAAAAGUCUGAUGUGUGGUCUUAUGGUGUUUUAUGCUGGGAAGUGUUCAGCCUUGGAAAGACACCUUAUCCUGGCCUUGAUCCUUCAGGACUGGUAGAGCUAUUGGACAAUGGAGGAAGACUGCAACCUCCUCAGAAUGGAGCCUCCUCUCAGGAAAUUUAUGCAUUGAUGGUAUCAUGUUGGCAUGAAAGCUCCAGCAAUAGGCCGUUAUUCAGUGAAUUGGUUGAAUCAGUUAAUUUACUUGUCAAGCCAUUGGCUGGCUAUCUGGACUUUUCUGAUAUCAUUUAACUGAAUGAUCAUUUUAAUUCUUCAGAUUUUAUAAGAAAACUCAAGAAAAGUAUUAUCUAACUGUAUUUUUAUUUUAUUUUACUUUUUAUUCUUUUGGCCCCAUUGGUAAUCUGUUAUCAUUAUUAUAUUUUGUAAAGAAUGAUGUAUUAGCUGUCAUUAUGAUUGCGAAUGGCACAGUACAGGUGCUGCAAUGAAAGUAAAAUGCACUAUAAUUAUUAUUAACCACACCCAGUCAGUAAUGUGUAAAGAUUGUCUAAAGGAGAUCUGCCCUAACAGGGGAAAUGUAUGCCUGGAGACUGGCUCCUACCUUUUGAAUUACUCUGGGUGUGCUAGUUGUAAAUCCCUUAGUUUUAUUUUAAUUAAAGAAAAGAAUGUUGCCGAAGAGGAAAAUGGUGACGAAACAGUUACAUAUAAUCACACGUGUAAUGAAUGUGGACAUCUCAUUGCUUCUCAUGAGUACACGUUUACAUUAGAUGAAGAAUUUCAGGAAUAUAGCAUGAACUGUGCUCUGUGUGGCUAUGGUAGUGAUACAGUUAGCAUACUUCCUGAUGAUCCCAGAGAGAAGCAAUUGUUUUGAAUUUUAAUAAUAAACCAUAUAGAAAAUAGAAUUAUUAUUAUUAAUAACAACAAUAUUGUUUCUUUUUAAAUUAUUGAUUUACUUUUUUUGAUUGUUGCCCACCACUUGUUACAUUAAA